This is a messenger RNA of Hypoxylon trugodes, 1953 nucleotides long. RefSeq lists its product as uncharacterized. Gene Ontology annotation, biological process: DNA-templated transcription; positive regulation of transcription by RNA polymerase II. Gene Ontology annotation, molecular function: zinc ion binding; sequence-specific DNA binding. Gene Ontology annotation, cellular component: nucleus. The record is from RefSeq and is a predicted model, not a curated record. The coding region runs from base 1 to 1953 and encodes 650 amino acids. NCBI's taxonomy places the organism in Eukaryota, Fungi, Ascomycota, Sordariomycetes, Xylariales, Hypoxylaceae. The transcript has 3 exons.
AUGUCCUCACAAGCCUGUGCGUACAAUUACCGAAGACCUGUACCUCCUCCGACGUUGAGAAUACGUAACCUUCAAGAUCAUUUGAGCUUAGCACGCUCAUGGCUACGUGAGAUACAUAACAAGGCGCCUGAAAUACCGGGUUUGGAUCUAGAAAAUUGCUUACGUAUUCUCGACUUCACGUUGCCCGAGGCCCAGCCUGCCUCACCACCUUCGCCGGUAUCGCCUUCCUCGUUCACUUCUCACGAACAUGCGCCGAAGCAAGCCGUACUUAAGAAUAUGCUAGUUGGCCAUGACAGAAUAGUGAAUGUUGGGCUAGGGAAGAUUGGUUUUUAUGGCUGCUAUUCCGAACUAUCUUUCAUUCUACGUACACUUGAAAUUUUUCAGCGGCAACAAACAGUUCCCCCGGAACAGAGGACUCUGGUCAUCUCUAACCUCUUCAGCUUCCCGCUUCCGCCAAAAGAGAAUGUCGACUUAAGCCUCGCUAAAUCUCUUCCUUCUUACAACAUAGUGUUAACAUUGAUAGAUGCCGUUUUUGCUAGGACUCACCCGAUGCUCUCCUUUCUGCCGGAGCAACAUGUGAAAGAAACAGCGAAUUUACUCACCGCAUUAGAAGCUCCGGCUAUACCUACUCCGUCGCUAUCUCUAUUCCACCUGACGCUUGCGUUGGGUUAUCUGUUCGAUUCGCCAAGACAUCAGGAAGAGGGGUGCCAUGAAAUAUUACGAAGAGGAACGAACCAUUUUCACACCGGUCUAGCUAUGAUAACGCCAAUGCAAACCAACGAUAUAGAAAGCUUCCAAGCCCUUCUUUGCGCUAUCAUAUUCCUCGUAUCUUCCUCUCGGAUCACAUUGGCGCACUCUCUGGUCGGGACGGCCUGUUCAUCGGCACUUCAACUUGGUUUGCAUUCUGUAGGAAGUCGCAUAGAACCUUCCUCGACAGAGACGAGACUAAAGACCCGACUUCUUGCCACUAUUAUGAGGCUUGAUUUGUUUACUAGCAUCAUUCUCGACCUACCUCCCUUCAUCCAACCGGACAAAGGGCUUCUAACUCGCAUUACACGCUUGGCGCUAGAAGCUGAAGCUGAGAAAGACUUUUAUACAGCGGCGAAUCUGAGACAAGUUUGCCUUUUAGCCAUACCAAUACGGGAACAUGGUUCAGUUGAAUCAUUCGCCGAUGGGACACCUGGAUCGGUUGACAUUGGACAUUUCGAAGAAGCCAAAAAUGAAUUCCAAAACUGGCAAGUGAGUACAUCGUCCUUAUUGGCAAGUCUGGGGCCUAGCAAGGAGCAUAGAAUAAUAAAGCAUGAUCUCGACAUGACUUUCAAUUUCUGCCAUAUCAUAGUGUUCCAACCGCUGUUACACUAUCUUCGAAUAAUGGCUGAUGGUGGGUCUAUACCUGUGGCCCAAUCGUAUCACGCUUUGGCUUGCAUCAAGAUAGCUUCAUCUACAAUUGUCCGCUCCCAUGAAAUGAUGAAAGAGGGGCUGUUUCUAGCGGGAUUCUGGCCGUCCAUAUAUACUGUCUUCAUGUCGGUUAUGUGCUUGAUCUUUCUGAUCGCCGCGCAUCGCGGUACCUCUCGACCUAGCAAAGCUUGGCAACGAGCUGCUGUUGGAAUCAGGUUUAUUGCAGGCUUCGCCUGUGUAGACGAUUGUUCGACUCGAUCUUUAGAGGUUCUCAAGAUGGUUAUAAAUGAACUUUCACAUACUGUCUAUUUUGACUUUGGAGAAAUACAGGCGUCUGUUGCUCGAAACUGCGAAAGGAGGAGUCCCCUCAUAGUUUCUCGGAGUGGUUUUAUAGCCACAACAGUCAAUCAACAUGAAAACGCUUACAAGGCCAAAGAUUAUCCAGAAACGCACCCCCCCGCGUGGUUUAAUUUGGACUUCGAUAUUCCCGAAAAUAGCCAUGUUGGUAUAGAGAGUGAGGCCGACAAAAUGUUAGCCCAGGCAGAGGGAUUAUGA